GGUCGCAUCCAUCCAUCACACAGUAGUUUUUGCACGGCACGGGCACUAGCCUUUUUUCGGAUCGGAUUCUGCUGAAGAACAAACUUCCAGUGGCAGUCAGUGGAAAAAUAGCAAGUGUUUUCGGAUUCGGAUUCGUGCGUGCUUCCGCGGCGGAAAAACGGAAAACCAGCAAUAGCAGUGAGUGAGAGUGAUCAGAAGUAAUGUAGCAAAAGUCUGUGCGGUGAGGAUUUUCCUCUGGGGCUGCUGUUCUGCUAUUUUGCACCCUCUGGGGCGCUGAAAAAAGAAGAAGAAGAAAAAGGCACACUCACGUACAAGUAGUGGCAGGAGGAGUGCGGAUUGGAACAGUGUUCGAAGGGAAAAACGCGAUUACCUAGGUGGAAGAAUUUUCCCUUUUUUUGCAUUCCAGCAAGGAGGAAAAAAAACGGGCUCUGUUCCGGGAUGGUGCGAUAGUGGUUUAAAUGGUGUGUAUCGAAAAUGGAGUAGUAGCAGCAAAUAAUCGACGACCAGCGGAGAGUGUUCUUCUGACGACUGUGAAAGCUAAAAAAGGUUACUCCGAGUAACCUGUAUUAGCGAGAAGGAAAAAAAAUCACGAAGAAAACGACGACGACGAUAAAAAAGCGAAUCACUUUGGUUUGGUGGAGGAAAAAGAAGCAAACGAAGAAGCUCCGAAAGCAACAGAGCGAGUAAAGAGUGUAGUGUACAGUAGUUUGAUGUGGUGUGGCGAAGAAAUAAAGGGAAGAAGCACACCUUGGUCGAUAGGUUUUAGCGAAUAUAUUUUUCUUCAAUCAGGAAGGGCAACCUUGUGCCCCUAUCGCGCGGGUCGAGAUCGGGGGUGUGGGUGGGAAAAAGUGAAAAUUUUCGAUAGCAAUUUGUGCACGGAAGGCAGGAGUCAACCCUAGAUUUUCGGACGGAAGCGGAAAACGGGGACGCAGCCAGCCGUUCCUGUGGUCACAGAAAGGCACGGACGAUGCCGAAAUGUGAUGUCAAAACCAGAUACAUCCCAGCGACCUUCGCCUGGACGCUCCUGUUGGGCACAACGUUCCUGUUUUUCUACUAUCCAUGUCGCCAGUUCUACAUACAGCGACACCCAUGGGUGCCGGCGUACCAGGCCGUCAUCACGUUUUUCGUCAUCGCCAACUUUACGAUGGCCACCUUCAUGGAUCCCGGCGUCAUACCGAAAGCCCCACCUGACGAAGAUCGCGAGGACGAGUUCCGAGCCCCGCUGUACAAGAAUGCCGAGAUCAACGGCAUCACGGUGCGGAUGAAAUGGUGCGUGACGUGUAAGUUCUACCGACCGCCACGGUGUUCGCACUGUUCCGUCUGCAAUCACUGCAUCGAGACCUUCGAUCACCACUGCCCGUGGGUGAACAACUGCAUCGGCCGGCGGAACUACCGGUUCUUCUUCUUCUUCUUGAUCUCGCUGUCGAUCCACAUGCUGAGCAUCUUUUCGCUCUCGCUGAUCUACGUCCUCCAGAAGGAGAAGGACAAACUGACGGAGGUGGAACCCAUCGUGGCCAUGGUCCUGAUGGCGAUCGUCACCCUGCUGGCGAUUCCGAUCUUCGGCCUCACCGGAUUCCACAUGGUGCUGGUGUCGCGAGGGCGAACCACCAACGAGCAGGUGACGGGCAAGUUCAAGGGUGGCUACAAUCCGUUUUCGCGCGGCUGUUGGAACAACUGCUGCUACACCCAGUGCGGUCCACAGUAUCCGAGCUUACUGAAACCGCAGAAAUACGUCGCCCGUCGAUCGAACAAGGAAAACCAAUCGAUCAGCACGAUCACGAACGACGGCGGCCCUGGUGGUGGUGGGGGAGGCGGAUCCGCUGGUGGAAACUCCAGCCGCCACCUAAACUCCCAGCAGCAGGCCGUAAAUGCGGCCGGAGCCGGAGGGGCCGGCGGCCAGGGCAUCUAUGAUAACAGCCGCCACACGCAGGUAAAAACCUAUAUGGAUCAUGGCAAUGGUCACGGUAUUCGUACGGUCGGAUCCAGCCACUACAGUAAGCUAUCACCGGGACGUGAGUGUUCCGACAUCGACAUGGAACCGCAGGCAUCGCAGAGUCGGGACUGUGAACCGACACCCCCGUUGCAGCGGCAUGGUUCCAAAAGCAACUUUUUCCUACCACCAAUUGAUGGUAACGGAGGAUUGAACCUGAACGGAGGCGGCCAGAUCGUUCAGGGAGGCAACGGUGGCGGUGAUUCGCCACGGCACAUACGCAUGUACCACCCGCGGCACAGUCCCCACCCUCGUCAACGUGGGUUGGAUCCGUCCCGAAGUUUCACGCCGGAAGGCCUGUCGCCGGAUCAACCGCCACCGAUGAUCACGAUCCAGCAGCAGCAACAACAACUACAGCAGCAGCAGCAACAGCAGAACCAGCAAGGUUUGCCGCGUGGAGCCUCUGCGACACCCACAAUGCAGCAAAGAAUUAAAGCACUCGGUGUAGCGACACCAUUAGCAAUGUCUAGUCCCGUUAGAAGGUCCAAUCCAGGCACGCCAACCCAACCCCGGCGACCGGAUUUCAUCGGAGUGAACAUGGUUGGCCAACAGCAGCAGCAGCAACAACAACAACAACAACAACUUCAGCAGCAGCAGCCCGGUGCGACUUACUACGAUUUCCCACUGCAGCAACAAGCGCAGCUCCAUCAAACGGGUCUUCCCCCGGUGCAUCCCUACCACCAGCAACAGCAGCAACAACAGCAAUCCCAGUACCCAAUGGUCCACCACAAUGGUGGUCUACCUCAGCAGCAGCAGCAAUCGCAGCAGCGAACCCCGAACGUCGUCUACCACCACGGAAGUCCCCAGCGGCGGUAUCUCUCGGAAGGUGAGUUGGCUCGCCAAGGCGCCGAGCUUUCCUACGCCAGGAGCAACCAGACCGUGGACAACAUCCGAGAGCUAGCCGGUAGUCCCCAGCGGGGGGUCUACAUGUGGAAGGACAUGUCGCCGGGUUUUAGCAAUGACGGUAGCAAUCAAACGCAGCAGCUUCUAGGCAAUCCGCAGCAACAGCCACAACAAUCGCCGGGCGUAUUUGUGAGCAUGGCCACAUCGGUGUACCAGAACACGCCCAGUCCAACGGCAGCUCAGCAGCAGUCGCAGCAACCGCAAUAUGGAGGUGUCAGUGCCGCCAGGUAUCAGCUCCAACAGCAACAACAGCAAGCCACCAUGAAUAGCUACCAUCCGGCGUUACGGGGUGGUGUUCCAGUGUUCCCUCCGCAACCUCUUCCGCCGACGGCGGUCAGCAUCGGCAACGGUAACAAUCAGCAACAAUCCGCACAAGUUGGCGUCAGCAAUUCUGUGGUCGGCAACAGCAUUGGCCCGCAGGCGCCUUCGCCGCAGAUCAAGCGGAAAGCCACGCCCACCCGGCCGAUGUCGUUCGUGAGGGCUCUGGAGAUGACCGAUUCGAUGGAGCUGAAUCCAACGGACAACGGGAGUAACAAUGGUGCCGGCGGCGGCGGCAGCAGUAGUGGUGGACAAUCGUCAGGUGGACGGGCGACGACACCGACGCCUCCGGAUCGGGGCAGCGUGUACGAUAUGAACUAUGAGAUUUCCGUUUAGCAACAACAACAACAAGAGCAGUUCGGGAGUGGAAACGGUAAUUAAGAUUUUUUUAUAGUUGGAAAAAUGAAAGUCGUGGCGGGUGAUCUCCUCGCGUGGGGGGCAUUUCGGAAAUUUGUUGGUAGCUUACUCAUUUUGUUGAUUGUUUUAAAUGAGUUUUCGUUUCUGUUGUCUUCCGAAAGCGAACGGUAAGCAGUAGAUGUGUGGUAGCAGGAACGGUACGCGGGUGGAUUUGAUUUAGUUUCCUUCGUUUGGUAUCCUUCGACAAACUAAUCGUGUCAGGAUGUUGAUUACCUGAAGAAACCUGGAAAAGUCAGGAC
Ochlerotatus camptorhynchus is the source of this 3867-nucleotide messenger RNA. RefSeq names its product palmitoyltransferase ZDHHC8-like. The record is from RefSeq and is a predicted model, not a curated record. Lineage: Eukaryota; Metazoa; Arthropoda; Insecta; Diptera; Culicidae. The transcript is spliced from 8 exons. Gene Ontology annotation, biological process: protein palmitoylation. Bases 968 to 3547 code for a protein of 859 amino acids. Gene Ontology annotation, molecular function: palmitoyltransferase activity.